Molecule: messenger RNA, 489 nt
Organism: Lodderomyces pseudojiufengensis
Lineage: Eukaryota; Fungi; Ascomycota; Pichiomycetes; Serinales; Debaryomycetaceae
Gene: SDH4
Product: Sdh4p
Exons: 1
Coding region: 1-489 (162 amino acids)
Biological process (GO): mitochondrial electron transport, succinate to ubiquinone; tricarboxylic acid cycle
Cellular component (GO): mitochondrial envelope; membrane
Molecular function (GO): ubiquinone binding; heme binding
Source: RefSeq, a predicted model, not a curated record
AUGUUUUCAAUAAAAUCAGCUGUAUCAAGACCAAUACUAAAACCAGGUAUACUAUCUAAACGUACACUACGUUUUACUCCUGAUUUUUCAAAAUAUAAGUUAAUAGAACAACCAGCAGGAUUUAUAGUAGAAACUGUAAAUGAAGCUUAUAAACCUCCAUCACCUUCUGCUUAUGAAGGAUCAAAUCAUUGGACAUAUGAGAGAGUAGUUACAAUUGCUAUGAUUCCUUUAGUGAUGACACCAUUUAUUGCAGGUGUUGAACACCCUAUUGUUGAUGCCACUUUUUCAACUUUAUUAUUAUUUCAUUGUCAUGCUGGAUUUAAAAGUUGUAUAAUUGAUUAUAUACCAAAAAGAGUUUAUAAUGCGUGGUAUGGUUUAGCUUGUAAAUUAUUAACAUUUGGAACUUGUGUUGCUAUAUAUGGUAUCUAUGUAAUGGAAACUACAAGUAACGGAUUAUUCGAUUUAAUAAAGAGAUUAUGGGAAGUAUAG